Molecule: messenger RNA, 897 nt
Organism: Nicotiana attenuata
Lineage: Eukaryota; Viridiplantae; Streptophyta; Magnoliopsida; Solanales; Solanaceae
Exons: 1
Coding region: 1-897 (298 amino acids)
Source: RefSeq, a predicted model, not a curated record
AUGACUUGGGUGAUAUGGAAUGUGAGGGGGAUAAAUAAGAGAUAUAAACAAAAAGAAUUAAAGAUAUAUGUACAGAAUAAGCAAAUAAAGUUAGCUGGUUUUUUGGAAACUAGAGUCAAGGAGAACAGAGACAAUAGGGUAUUCAAAAACAUCUUACCAGGUUGGGCAAUUCAGAACAAUUAUCAGAAUGCAAUAAAUGGGAGGAUUUGGCUGACAUGGGAUCAUAAGGUAUAUUGUAUUGAUGUUGAAAAGAUAGAUGCACAAUUAAUUCAUUGCACAGUAAGGGGGAGAAUGGCUGGAUUUGAAGCUUGCCUUACACUAGUGUAUGGAUACAACACAGUUGAGCAGAGGAAAUCUUUAUGGAGUAAUCUGAAUGAUAUUUCAAAACAAGUGACAAAGCCUUGGCUAAUAGGUGAAUAUUUUAAUGCUAUGUUGUACACUCAAGACAGAAUGUAUGGCAAGCCAGUAGCAAUAAGUGAAAUGGUAGAUUUUUCAGACUGUAUUCAUAACCUGUUUCUGAAUGAAGUGGCAUGGAAAGGAGAGUACUAUACCUGGUCCAAUAAACAACAAGGUGAUGACAGGAUACUAAGUAGAAUUGAUAGGGUGUUUGGUAAUGACUUGUGGAUUUCUAACUGGGGGUAUGUAUGUACUGAAUAUGAUGUGCCAUUGAUAUAUGAUCACUCUCCUAUGCUGUUGAACAUCAAGUCUAUUAGAUCCACUAUCAAACCACCCUUUAGAUUCUUUAACGUAUGGACAGAUCAUAAGGAGUUUGGAAAUAUAGUGAAAUCCAUAUGGAACAGAAGAUUAGCAGAGGAUGAAAUGGAGAAUGCAUGGAAGAAGCUCAAAGCUCUGAAGCCUUUAUUCAAGAGACUAAAUCUGAUGAAUAUAAGGGAAUAA